UAUGCAUUUGGUCAGAUUCUUUGUCCUGCGGUGCCUCUCGGAUGUCUCUUUCAAGGCCACUCACAUUCCAGGUGUUAAAAACCAAAUUGCUGACGCCUUGUCACGUUCCCAGAUGACCCGGUUUCGGGAGCUGGCUCCAUAUGCGGCCAUUCAGGGUACGGAAAUCCCAGCCUUCCUUUGUAAAAUUUAAUGGCCGAGGCAGAGCGACUCCUCGGAGCUUCCAUGGCCAGCAGCACGUGGGUGAGCUACAAUAGAGGGGUUUCACUGUUUCAAGAAUCUCGCCUUCAAACUGGCUUACAGACUUGCUGGCCGGCUCCAUAUGGCCAGGUUGUGGCAUUCAUAGCUCAUUUGUCCCUGCAGGGCCUGGCCUCCUCCACAAUUAGCUCCUGCACCUCUGCUAUUUUGUUUGUUCACAAAAUACACAACUGGCCCGAUCCAACUAAUAACUUCUUGGUUCUAAAAAUUCGGGAGGGUUGCCGACGGCAGCCUCAUCAGUCAGACAGCCGUCGUCCCAUCACAGCUGGCCUCUUGCAGAAGAUCUGCACCAUAUUAGGCCACAUCACUUCAUCGGAUUUCGAAUGUUCCUUGUUUUGUUCUGCUUUCCUCCUAGCGUUCUAUGGGUUUUUACGGGUAGGUGAGUUUACUGUAGGCAGUAAACAUGCCGACAGCUCUCGCACUCUGGGGCUCAAUGAUGUCUGGUUUGAGGACUCCGAUCCAUUAGUCAUGACUGUAAGACUCCGUUUUUCUAAAACUGAUCAGCGGGGAGAGACUGCAACUCUCCGUUUUCAUUAGCAGGCUAUUUGCACAAGCGGCCCACUUUAGGGGGCCCUCUAUUCAUCCACUUCGAUGGAUCCCCCGUAACUGCCUUUCAGUUCCGUCACAAGCUCAAAAAGUCAUUGGAAGCAGCAGGAGUUCCCUCAGCAGGCUUCAGCGGUCACAGCUUCCGCAUAGGAGCCGCCAAAUCCGUGGCCCUUAAUGGUAUUUCAGUCUCAGAGAUUCAGACUCUGGGUCGUUGGAAGUCCUCAGCGGUAAAUCUCUACACCCAUCCCCAUAGGGUCUAGCUAGGAAAAUAUUUCAUUCCUGUAUUGCUAAGUGCAAUUCAUCGGGUAAUUGACUUUAACACUGGGUUUUGGAAAGGCCUUUGCUCUCGUUCCCUUAUUUUAUUCAUCCACAGGCACUACACGCACAUGGGUAAUUUGAGACAGCAUUGUCUUCAGAGCCAGUCGGUCCGACCUUCGAUGUUCAGCUACACAGUGCCUCCAGUGGUUUGGCAUGAGGGGAGCAAAACUGAUAGAGCUAGUUCCCAUGCUCAACCGUCUUUUGAAAUCAAGGCCAGCGCCUAAAACCCUUGUCAUUCAUUUGGGUACGAACGACUUGUUCUCAACCCCGGUCAGGGAGCUACGUCGUAAGAUUAAAAUGUACCUCUGUACUGUUCGGGAAACAUUCCCGACCACUCGUAUUGUUUGGUCAGAUAUCUUAUAUCGAUUGUUUUAUCAUGGGGAGGCAAAACAUGGGGUUGGCAAGACCAAUGUUCGUGCUUUAAACAAGUUUGCUCACAUGGUUUGCCACCAAAGCUGCUAUGCCAGUACAAUCAUUCAUGUACACAACAUACAUUUAAAUGCAUCAGAUCCAUCCCUAUUCUGGCGCGAUGGCCUACACCUCUCCAAUGUUGGCAAUAUAAAGUUUUGCGAGAAUUUGCACAACGCGCUGGCCUUCUUUUCACUCUAUCCAGAUGCACCUUGUUACCCACCUUAAUGUUUAGAGGUUUCACACACCCCUGGGAGUCGGUGCCGAUUUGGCUAUUUAGUCUGGUUAAUUUUGUUUUGUUUUUUGGGGGGGUUGGCAAGUUUUCUUAAUGUCAACUUGUUUGGUGGUAUGUCUAUUCAAUUUGAGUAGGAAAUGCUCCUUGUCCAGCCUGGGGUCAUCUUCCCGGGGCUAGCCUCCCUGUACCUUGGGGAGGUGGUUGUGGGAAGGGACCCUCCCGUUGGGAGGUGGAUUCUGCCAGAUUGCUACAGGUUAGCAAUUUUUCCAAAUGGGGCCUCUUGUUUAGUUUUCGUUGAAGCACAGGGCUGUUCCAGGCGACAGAGCAUUCUUUAUUUUGACCAAAGUGUUGCUUUCUUGUUUCAAGUACAACCAGAAAACCGGUAAAUCUGAUCAUCAAUUAAAGCCCAGCUGGCAGUUUACUUGUCGUUCGAACUUCAUCUGAUCUCUUACAGAUUUUAAUACUUUAAAUCAUGUACUUGUUCAGUGUUCUUGCUUGUUGAAAAAGUUUGGGAAAAAAGUCAAGAAAAUAAAUUCGGUGGUGGACAACCAAAGAAACGGCAGAAAAUUGUCUCUGUAUUCUCAUUUCCUCUGGAGCCAAUGUGGGGGAAGAUUUUCAAAGAGCUGGUAUGAGUUUAGCUAAGACUGGAGAGCUAAGUUUAUCAUGAACAAAAUACGCUUUUUCAUCACUAGGAGUCAUCAUGAGAUCUCAGCAAAUAGUUUGUAUAAAAAGUGUCUGUUAAAAAGUGGAUCAAGGUACUUUAUAACCAAGCCUCCUCUUCAGUUCUGGUUAAUGGAUUCCUUUCUCAGUCGUUUCAGAUUGGGAGAGGUUGUAGGCAGGGGGACGGCUUAAGCCCUUAUCUGUUCCUUUUGUGUGCAGAAAUUUUUUCAAUGAUGGUAUGCAUUGAUAAAGAUCUUCAAGGCAUUGCGGUUGAGGGAAUGGAAUUUCGAUUAUCCCAGUAUGCUGACGACACAGUUUUGUCUUGAAUGGCUCAGCGAAGUCAAUGCAGGCUGCUUUCAGAAUUCAUGACCAAUAUGUCUGGUUUAAAGGUUAACGUUGAGAAGACUAAUGCCAUUUGGAUUGGUUCAUCAAAAGAUAGUGGGGAGAAGCUUUGUGAAGAGAUCAAUGUGAACUGGGUCACAGCUAAGCAACCUUUAAGAAUUCUUGGUGUUGACUUCUCCACUGAUCUUAACUCUAUGAUUUCGCUGUAUUACAAUAGGAUUAUCCCGACCUUAUAUGGCCAAAUUUUUAAUUGGUCAAAGAGACAUUUAACAGUGUUGGGCAGAAUUGUUUUAGUUAAAUCAUUACUUAUGUCAAAACUUAUCUACCCAGUGUUAAUCCUUCAUGAUCCUCCCUGUGAUAUGAUUGAGGAGUUAAAUGGUCUGGUUUUUAAUUUUAUUUAUGCAUAUUUUAUUUAAAGUGAGUGUAGCUACUGGUACAUGUCAACUUACAUGUACUUACAAAACUUGCCCCAUCCAUGGAUUUCCACAGUUUUUCUUUUUUAAGGCAUCUCUGCUAACAGUUGUUAUUUAAAUGAGAUA
Molecule: messenger RNA, 3303 nt
Organism: Acanthaster planci (crown-of-thorns starfish)
Lineage: Eukaryota; Metazoa; Echinodermata; Asteroidea; Valvatida; Acanthasteridae
Source: RefSeq, a predicted model, not a curated record